AUGCAAGCGGCGGCCAUGCAGCAGCAGCAGCAGCACCUUAACGCGGCGGCGGGCGGAGGUGGCGGGGUAAACGACCAAGCGCUCGCCCUCCAGGCCAUGCAGCAAAUACAAGCGUUCAAGGCCAUGCAGGAGCAACUCCAGGCUGCCGCCAUGCAGCACGCCCUCGCCCUCCAGCAGCAAGCCGCCCUCACGCAGAUGAUGGGCCGAGCCGGCAACCUCAAGCCCGGCGACUGGUUCUGCCCGUCGUGCACGGAGCUCAACUUUGCGUCGCGGCAGUCGUGCCGUAAGUGCACGGCGCCACGUCCGGCCUUCUCGGACCCCACGAUCGGGACCAAGCCCGGGGACUGGUUUUGCCCCACGUGCCAGGACCUCAACUUUGCCGCCCGCACGGCCUGCCGCCGGUGCAACACCCCGCACCCCGCCGGCCUGGACCCCUCGCUCCGCAUGAUGUACGCCCAGGCCCAGAUCCCCUCCAACGCCAAGCCCGGCGAUUGGCACUGCCCCAGCUGCGCCCAUCUCAACUUUGCAUCGCGCAACUCGUGUCGCCAGUGCAACUCGCCGCGCAGCGCAUCGACCACCGUGCUCGGGGUCAAGCCAGGCGAUUGGUUCUGCCCCAAGUGCAACGACCUGAACUUCGCGUCGCGCACUCAUUGCCGCAAGUGCUCUGCCGCGCGGGAGGGACCACCACAGCAACCUCAGCAGCAGCCGCAGCCUUGA
This is a messenger RNA of Acanthamoeba castellanii str. Neff, 717 nucleotides long. Its product is annotated as Zn-finger in Ran binding protein and others domain containing protein. The record is from RefSeq and is a predicted model, not a curated record. Lineage: Eukaryota; Discosea; Longamoebia; Acanthamoebidae. The transcript is spliced from 5 exons. Bases 1 to 717 code for a protein of 238 amino acids.